Pocillopora meandrina is the source of this 3625-nucleotide messenger RNA. The record is from the annotation of a GenBank genome assembly. Lineage: Eukaryota; Metazoa; Cnidaria; Anthozoa; Scleractinia; Pocilloporidae.
CUCGCUGUUGUGACUGCCAUUUAUUGACAGCAAUCUAUUCUUUAGCUCAUUAAAAAAAAUGCAAGCCUGGGCCUGUGACGCGUUUAAAAUUCAAUACUUGACCGAACACUAUUUUGUCUUUAGAAACAUUUUCGCUUCUCUGAAAGACUUGUGCUGCGGUCAAAUACCUCUUGUGAGUAAACAAAGCUUCACAUCAGUGGCUCAAGAGCGCUUCGAAAAGCGCAAAUUUCUCAGAUGACGUCAUCAUCAGUGAAAGAUCAACCGAUUGGGAGGGAAUUUCCCAAACGCGCAGCAAUAUUAUCAAGGUUGUAUCCGUGAAAUUUCUCAACAGUGUACUGCUAUUAAUUAUAAGACCGCUAAAGUCAACGACAAAAUUUCGCCAACAUCCAUUUGCUGUAACAGUCGUUCAACUUUGACCGCUGCAGGUUUUACUCACUGUAAGUACAAGAAGAACUUCCGCGGUGGCUAGACUGUUUCACGAAGAAAGUACUCUAACGAUUUUGAAGCGUAGCGAAGUUGACAAAACUCUACCAGGGGUCAUGAAUACAUCGAAGAUUCCGAAGACGGAAACUUUUCGCGGUGACGUUCAGAUAAUAAUUCUUGUAAUUACCGCUUGAAAGGACAUUGUUUUCGGAGUUGAUAAAUGUAUGUUAUAAGCAGUUCAGAAGUGCAUUCUACGCGGAGACUUUGACGUACAAGAAAUAUACGGAAAAUAACAGCACUCAUGGGAAAAACGCCAGUCGCCGCCAUUGUGAAAGAGACUUAUUUUGGACCUUACCACUUUGGCGCCAGAGGCUGGGUAAGGGAUAUUAGGUAUAACCGGACCAGGUGGCCUCCGCCAAUGAAAUUAACAAUGAGGAACUGGUGAAGAGAAACCAGACUGGAAAAUGAAACAACCCAUUUCGAAGAAACAGUGUUUGUUGCUCAUCUCGAUCCCUCUCUAUUCUCCAAGCGUGCGGUAAGUAGGGAUUUUCCUAUCUUUGCGACAUUUCUUCAUAAUCAUAAGGUCUUCCUUCAAUUUCACGUAGGGCUGAAAAAGAAGCAAACAACUUGCUUUGUCGUGUUUAGAAACAACUCUACGAAAAACCCUUUCGGCCAUACUCUCGUAUCUGCAUGGACUUCUGAGUAAAACACGGGUAAAUACCGAGAACUGAUUUGUUUCACAACCGUGGCGAAACAAAUUGGAUGAAAAAGACGGAUGUUUUCCAUCUGUAAAACAUCAAAACGAAGGGCCUUGUGUGGUCUUGGAGUCAAGUCACUAACGUGUUUUAGAAUGGCAUGCUUUCACUCUGAACCACGUGUCCUAUGGGUAACUCUGUUCCGACGAUUUUUAUCUACUACGUUUCUCACCACCACAUUUUGCGACAUUUUCUAGAUAAUCAUCAGGUAAUCAUCAUCUUCAUCCAAUUUCACGUAGAGCACAAAAAGAAAGCAUACACGCGGCUUUUUCGUGUACGAAAAACCCUUUCGGAUAUACUCCUAUGUUAGCGUGGCUUUCUGAGUAAAGCCCGAAUAAAUACCAAGAACUGAUUUGUCUUAAAACCGUGGCGAAACAAAUUGGACGAAAGGAAACAGAUUUUUUCCUUUUGUAACAUCGAAAUGAAGGAUUUCGUGUGGUCUUGGAGUCUAUUUACUGAUGUUUUACAACGGCAUGCUAUCACACUGUACCAUGUCUCUUAUGGGUAACUCUGGUGGCUCUGUUUCUAUCAUAAUACUAAUCAGGGUUUUUUUGGCAAUUUUUUCUCUGGUUAUUUUCGAUUUUUGAUUCCUAAAAGGUAAAGCAAGUGCUUCUAUUGCCUUUCAUGUCUUUAUGUAAGAUUUUAUUUUUGAAUUCUUAAACAUUCUAAAACAAGGACGUAUCCCCUGUCUCCACGCUGAUGAAUCUGUAUUUGAACUCGUCAACGUUCACGGAUUUGUUGAUGUCCCCAAGUUCUAGCUUUACAUCCAAAAAAGCUCAACAAAGUAUCAUAACACAGCUAAAAAGUUGUUGACUGCUACAUCAAACAAAAAUCUGAAAAAUAAAAUCAGGUAAAUCUAUUCAGUGUCACAUAACACAGGAAGAAGAUUGAGUGAAGGUGUUGAAUACAAUUAAGGAUUCCUUUUCCCUUCGCGGUUUCCAUUCACUUACAGUGUUCCGCGAUACUCACACUCUUAGGAGUUUGCCUCAGUCAAACUGAGAGAAAACGAAAAAUACAAGAACAAAAGAAAAGGAGAAAAAUCGGACACAUGAGCUACACUAGCCUCAAACAAAAUUCAAAAUAUCAUGGAUCAACCGGGCGACGAAGUUCACAUUGUCUGGCAGGCAUGAAUAAAAAGCGAUUCCACAAGCGAAUGCUGAGCACCAUAUGUAGGUCCACUUCGUCUAAUCUCGUUUCAUGAUCAAGAGCCAAUGAGAGGAGAAAGGGAUAAACUCUAUAAAUUACGGUGAUAAAAUACUGUUAAGCACACCAUUUUGUAUUCGAUGUAGGAUCAAGAAAGAUGGCUUCCCAGCAAUUGCAGAUGGUCUAUAGAUCCUUCUUUCCGUUGGGUGGAAUUACAACUGGAUUAGACUUUGAGAGAAAGGUGAAUUCUGGUCUCCCUAUUAAAAAAAAUGAAUAAAAUAAAAUAAGUGUUCAACUACUCUUAUCAUACAAAGGAAGAGCUAUAUUAUCGGUCAUAAACCGGCUAAGUUCAGAUUUUGUCCGGUUACAGUUUAAGUAUAAUCGCAUUGUGGUUGACUAAAUUGGGAAAAUGAGAGUUUCAUCCUCAAUUGGUUUUGAAAAUAAGGCACUAGUUAGCAGCAGGUGAAUUAGAAGCUUACUACUUCUCGGCGAAAAUACCAUGGGCGCCACUAUCUUCCUUCAAUCACAUGGGCCCUUUCCUCUCAAAACUUUCAUCAUUUUUUUUUUUUACUUUAUUAGGGCUCUCAUGAAGUGUGGUUCACUGAGCGAGGAGAAAUAGUGACCCAAUGUUCACAGCAAAACGACAUACAAAUCUUUAACUUGUAAGUAACAAUGUAAAGUGACUUUUCUUUGAAAGACAGAGUAGUACACGUGGUAACCUAUACUGUUCUCGGUUUUUUUUAUGUUAAACAAAAGUAGCUGUUACUAACUAAAUGAUUAUGUAGCUCUAAGAAGCUAUCACUGAAAUCAAACUCGUGAGCAAAACGGAUAUGUUUUGAGCAAGAAAUUAAAACUUUUUUUUUCCAAAAACUGCAGGUUUGCAUUGCGACCACGUGAGUACCGAAUGUUAGGGGCUGAUCAGGUAAGCGUUAGCUGGAAGAAAAUCUUAUAACGCAGCACCCAUAUCCCCACUGUUAUCAGGACAGUUUGUUUCUUGUUUCUCUUAUUACCUUGUCGUGUACAAACGUCAAAAGGCUACAUCAAAGAAACAACAAACUCUAAGCAAAACUUUCAGCUCUCUUUGGCGAGGGUUAUUUAUCAAUCUACUCAAGUAACUUUCCAUGUUUCUCUGCAGGAAACUGAAAGAGUAAACAUUGACGUGCAAACAACUAGGAACACCCAAGGAAAUGAUAAUCGCCCAGAGUGCUACUUGCUAUCGUCACAUUUACUUCCAGUUCAAGAGAGUCUGUAGAUCCGUCGUAUACUCGAUACUUGCUAAUUAAUAACAUAUAAAUAGACAAGAA